This is a messenger RNA of Vanrija pseudolonga, 1999 nucleotides long. RefSeq names its product putative amino-acid permeasec. NCBI's taxonomy places the organism in Eukaryota, Fungi, Basidiomycota, Tremellomycetes, Trichosporonales, Trichosporonaceae. Gene Ontology annotation, molecular function: transmembrane transporter activity. The transcript is spliced from 7 exons. Gene Ontology annotation, cellular component: membrane. The coding region runs from base 208 to 1845 and encodes 545 amino acids. Gene Ontology annotation, biological process: transmembrane transport. The record is from RefSeq and is a predicted model, not a curated record.
AUCCCUCCUCCUGGGACAUCACAUUCGUUUACUUACCCCACAGCUUGGACGUCUUGCGCAAGACAAGAGGUCCUUGCCGUCCCUCACUCUUUACCCCCCACACUCUCUCUACUGCCCUCCUCACUGAACCCCGAGACAAUCUCAAACACUUGGUCUGCUUAGCACCCUUGUGUUGUGGCCGACUCCACCACAUCUUCACCCUCCGCCAUGUCCUUCGCCGCCAUCAACAGACGGCUCUCGGUCGCCAAGCCCAGCGACACUGUCGUGCCGGCCCCGACUUCCGAGGCGUCCUCCGACUAUGAGGACCGCAUCGAGCUUGAGAAGCAGGGAUACAAGCAAGAGUUUAUCCGCGAGUUUGGCAACAUUGCGACGUUCUCGUUCGCUUUCUCCAUCAUGGGCGUCUCAUCGUCCAUCGCGGUGACGUUCUCGACGCCCAUGCUCACAGGUGGCCCGGCCAGCGUCAUCUGGUGUUGGCUCAUCGGUGCCUUCUUCUCGUGCUUCAUCGGAACGGCAGUUGCCGAGCUUGUUUCGGCCUACCCCACCUCCGGCGCACUCUACACGGCCUCGGCACGUCUCGUCCCACCCAAGCACCGAAUCUGGGUCGGCUACAUCAUUGGCUGGAUGAACGUCCUGGGCAACAUUGCCGGCGCGGCCUCGACAGAGUUUGGCCUUGCGCAGAUGAUCUGGGCGGCGUACGGCGCGUCCCGGGGAGAGGCAGGUUACGACCCGAGUGCCGGCCAGGUUGUCGGCCUGUUUGUCGGCUUGCUCUUCAUCCACGGACUCUUCAACUCGUUGAGAACGAAGCAACUGGCGUUCGUCACUCAGUACUUUGCCUUUAUUAACAUCGGUGUGCUGCUAUGCACCGUCAUUGCGGUCCUCGCCAAGACGCCUCGCCACGAGAUCCACACAGCAAAGUACAGUUUCACCUACCUCGAGAACCAGAGCGGCUGGGCCAACACGGGGCUGUCCUUCCUCCUCGGCCUGUUGUCGGUGCAGUGGACCAUGACUGGAUACGAUGCCACGGCGCAUAUCACCGAGGAAGUCAAGCGUGCUGCCAUUGCUGCGCCGGUCGCAAUCUUCCUUGCUGUCAUCAGCACUGGUCUCCUGGGCUGGAUUCUCAACAUCGUCAUGGUCUUGGUUUCUGGUCCGCUGGCCGACCUCCCAGGCUCGACGGGCAAUGCCUACCUCGCCAUCCUUAUCCUCCGUCUCGGACGUCCCGGCGCACUCGUUGUGUGGUCGUUCACCAUUCUCAUCUCGUUCUUCACUCUCCAGACUGGUCUUCAGGCCAACGCCCGCGCACUCUUUGCCUUCAGCCGUGACCACGGCCUUCCCGACGGCAAGCUCCUGGGCAAGAUCAACCCGUACACCAAGACACCUAUCAACGCUGUGUGGUGUGUUGUUAUUCUGUCCGUGGCUCUCGGCUGCCUCGACUUUGCGAGCCCCAUCGCAGCCGAAGCAGUCUUCUCCCUGGCCACAGUCGCCCUUGACCUGUCGUACGGCUUGCCCAUCUUCUUCCGCAUGAUCUUUGCCGGCCAUGAGGGCGUCGACUUCAAGCCCGGGCCAUUCUACAUGGGCGAUGGCUGGCUCAGCAAGGUAAUCAACUGGGUCGCUGUCAUCUACAUCGUGUUCGAGUGCGUCAUCCUCUCAAUCCCGGCCGUGUACCCCGUCACCAAGGAGACUAUGAACUACGCCGGUCCCAUCACGAUCGGUGUCAUGCUUCUCGGCGCCGUCUGGUAUCUUGUCUUUGCGCGUCGCCACUACUUUGGCCCAGCCGAGAUGGUCGAGUUCCCUCUCGACACGCGACCAGCCGAAGAGUCGGACGAGAACAACCUCGAAAAGGCCUAGGCAACUACGCUUCUCCCCGUCAGUUAUAAUCCCUGCAUCUCGCUUUCAACAUGCGCGGUGUCUGUUGACCUAACCUCCCACACAUCUGUAUCAUAUUGGAGGACCCUUGCUCUAUGUCAUUGUUAUCAUACACGUCCAUGCAGCGACCGUGGAG